CAGCAGCAACAGCCUUGGCUUCCGUCGCCCUCCCUUCCCCUUCUCUGGCGGCAGCGCAUUGUGACCCGUGCUGAGUUCACCUGCCUUGAAGCGGGCGGGCUUUGGCUGCCUGAAGAGACUCCCCCUCCCCGCCCAGAAACGCGAGGAAAGUCGCCUCCUUCGCGCCCCCCUCCCCGCCCUCCUGCCUGCGUGUAGCCUCCUGCUUCAUCUUUUGUCUGCCUCUCUUUUCUCCGGCUGCGUGGGGCGGGUGGGUGGGUAGGUAGGUAAAGAGAUCGUCUUUCUCCGGCUCUUCUAGCAAAUCUCCCUCUUGCUCUUGGGAUGCUUUCCCGAACCUGGUGGCCACCAGCUAAUGAUGUCCAGCUAGGGCCUCCACUCUCUAACUACUAUGUCUUCAGCAGCAGCUCUUCUGUCUCAAACAAUCUGAAGAAGGGGCCCAAAGGUUCUGGGGUCUGAAGAACAGGAGGUCAAGCUUGAUGGAUGCUGGGAUGUCAGGUGGCAAAGUGGAAGGCAGUGGUGGCGGUGUUGCUGUUCUGCGGAGGUCCCAGGCCAGGGAAGGGGUGGCCCAGCGAGAAGAAGAGCAAGAAGAAGAUGGAGAUGAAGACCUCCGAGAUGGAGGAGUCCCUUUCUUUGUGAACCGUGGAGGGCUUCCCAUCAAUGAGGCCACCUGGGAAAGAAUGUGGAAACAUGUGGCCAAGAUCCAUCCUGAGGGAGAAUUAGUAGCUCUGAGGAUCCGGGGAGCCACUGAUCUACCCAAGAACCCCAUACCAAGUGUGCCUACUCUACAGUCAACCACUCUCAUCCCUGAGCGCCUGGAAGCUAUACAGCGCUAUAUCAGGGAACUUCAAUACAAUCACACUGGGACACAGUUCUUUGAAAUCAAGAAAAGCAGGCCUUUGACUGGGCUGAUGGAUCUGGCCAAAGAAAUGACAAAGGAAGCCCUGCCAAUCAAGUGUUUGGAGGCUGUGAUCCUAGGAAUUUACCUCACCAACCACAUGCCAACACUGGACCGCUUCCCCAUCAGUUUCAAAACUUACUUCUCAGGGAACUACUUCCACCAUAUCGUGCUGGGAGUGAACAUUGGGGGCCGCUAUGGGGCGCUUGGCAUAAGUCGACGGGAGGAUCUCAUGUACAAAGCUCCCACCUUCCGCACACUGAGUGAGCUUAUUUUUGACUAUGAAGAGGCAUAUCGGUGCUGCUGGCAUACCCUCAAAAAGGUGAAGCUUGGCCAGUGUGUGUCCCAUGACCCACACAGUGUAGAGCAGAUCGAAUGGAAGCAUUCCGUCUUGGAUGUGGAGAAGCUGAGCCGUGAGGACUUCCGCAAGGAGCUUGAGAGACAUUCCCGUGACAUAAGGCUAAAGAUCAGCAAAGCUUCUGGACCCCCAUCACCCACCAAGGAUAGGAAAAAGGAUGUCCCAUCCCCACAACGUAGCCAAUCCAGUCCACAUCGUCGCAAUAGCCGGACAGAAAGGCGACCUUCUGGAGACAAGAAACCUACAGAACCCAAAGCCAUGCCCGAUCUUAAUGGUUACCAAAUCAGAGUAUAAAGAUCUUCUCAUUUGUGGACCACUUGGUGGAAAGCAUUUGAACCAACACUACCUAUAAGAUGUGCAGUGUGGGAGGGGAUGCAGAGGGUACAAAGUGCAUAUUUUCCAAGGUAUUUAUUUACUCGGGAUGAUAUCCUGUAAAUUAGAGGAUAGCCAUUUCUUUGCAUUAUAUCAGGAACUAAAUACACCAACUAAACAAACAAACAAACAAACAAACAAACAGAUCUUCUACCAGUUAUUCGUUAUUCUACAUAGUGGCAAGAGAAGAUACAUUUGCAAAGUAACAGUAAAAGCCCUUUCGGUGCUGUUUCUCAGCCUACACAGAAUAGAAUGUUUUUGACUUCAGAAAGCCCCAUAGAAAGUUAUAUGUCUCCUCUCUGCUUUUGAAGGAACCAACUUAGCAGGAGAUUUCAGGAGAAAGACGGGCUAGAAGCAAAAAACAAAUACUGACUCCUAUGGAAGAAUUUCUUAAUUUGUAUUUUCUGAGAAUUUUAAUAUUUUUAAUAACUUGGGGAGUGGGGAAAGCGUACCAUAUUGUUGCAUAUGCUCCAAAAUCAUCAAUGUGAUCCUAGUGUUUUUGUCUCAAAUAAUGGAUUGCCUAGGAUGAAAAUGCACAUCAUGCAACUCCCACGGCAAACUGGCUAACUGGAUCAGUGGUGGGUUUCAAAUUUUUUUACUACCGGUUCUGUGGGCAUGGCUUGGUGGGCGUGGUGUGGCAUGGUGGGCAUGGCAGGGAAAGGAUACUGUAAAAUCUCCAUUCCCUCCCCACUCCUUGGGAAAGAUACUGUAAAGUCUCCAUUCCAUCUCCAAUCCAGGGGAAGGAUACUGCAAAAUCCCCAUUUCCUCCUGAUCAGCUGGGACUUGGGAGGCAGAGAAUAGAUGGGGGUGGGGCUAAUCAGAAUUUUGACUACUGGUUCUCCGAACUACUCAAAAUGUCUGCUACCGGUUCUCCAGAACUGGUCAGAACCUGCUGAAACCCACCUCUGAACUGAAUCCCCAAGAUACACAUUUUGUAAAUAGAAGAUAGUUUAGGAACUGCCUGUGUUUUGGGGCAUGGAUGUCAGACGAAUGCUGUAGCUUAAUUGGCUUGUCAUGGCAGUACCUGAUUGUGAUGCAUUCUAGAAAUUAAUUGGAGAUCAGGUUUCCAUUUUCCUCACUUUCUGGUGCUAUUCUAGAUUUGACUGUUGUUAGAGUAAUAGAAACUUUCGGGUGGCAGCAGAACAGCCCCAACCUGAUACUCUCCAUAUGUGUGGCAUUGCAGUCUGGCCAUCUGGAGGGUGUCUAGUUGAGUGAAAGCUGCUGGGUAAGCACAUCUCCCGUUUCUUGGAAAAGAGUGUCUUACUCAUUUAUAGUAACAUGACCCUUGCUCUUUUUCCCUGACAAGAUGUGAAUUCAUUCCUGCUGUAUGAAAUUGUAUACUGAGGGUUCCUAGAGUGUGUCAAGUAGUAGCAGUGUAUUUGGAUUAUUAACACGGGGAUCAGAUCCUGGGAUAUGUCUCUUUCUGCAUUCUCUUUUCUGAUUCUUUCUCCUCCCUUCUUGACUUGUGCAAAAUGGGUAGAAACACAAGAGUUUUUCUGUGGAACCAGUAUUUUAUUGCCUUUUCUUAAGACUAUAUUUUUAGGGUGAAUUUGCAUUAUUUUAGUAGUGCAUCUUUUUCUCUUGGAUGUUUUAUUAAGUAAAUAUUGUUACUAAUAUUGGCAGAAGCCAAACUUAGUUAUGAACCUGCUCCAUAGUUCAGUGCAUAUCCCUUUGACACUGAACUGGCAAACUGGAAAUAGGUUGGUAGGCUUUAGAGGCACGAGUAGAAAACUGUUUAGUGGCCAAUGUUAAAAAGAUGUGUGGACACUCAGAAAGCAGGAAAACCUGGACAUUUAGUAUUUAAUAAGUUAUGUGAAAAGGAAUGUGAUAGGCCUCGUUAGACUACAGUAAUUGAGAAACCUCUAAGGAAUCUGAUGCUAAGUCUUCACUUAACCAUAGUUUAUUAGCUAAGCAUCUCAUACACUGUACAGUUAGUACAUAGAGAUUGUUGAAAGAUGUGAUGAUUUAUAAUGUAAGGAGAGAAACCCAGAGAGAUCUUAAAACACUUGACCAACUCUGUUCUCCAAUUUAGGAUGUAGCUUUCCUAUAAGUGCAAGAAAAAUAGAUUUUAUUGUUAUUGUUCCCUACCAUCUUUGUCACACAUAUUUAUUAUCUUUCAGGGUUUUUAAAAACAUGUUUUUGUAGCAGAAUAGACCUGCUAUGAAUUAAACACUUAAGAUUCUGAUGUGCCUUGCAUGUCUCUACCUAUAGAAGCAGAGAGCAUUUCUGGUGAAUAGUAUUUCAUUUUAUAUAUACUGAGAAAGGGGGAAAAGGGGAUGAUAUGGGCUCAAAAAGGGGGAAGAGAUCUACAAUACAUUAGAUAGUUUAGAGGCAGUGACAAGGAAGCAUACAUGAAAUAUUCCCACGCUGUUUUUUAACUGUUGCGUACAUAUAACAUUUUGAGAUCAUGCCAUGUGUGAUCUCAUAGAAUGACUACCAAUGUAGGAUAUACAUAUUCACAACAUGGCUACAAUAUGGAUACGGCCAAGCAUAAAAUGCCUAUUUACUAGAAAAGAGCCUGGGAUGAUAUUCCCUGUCAUUAUUUCAUAUUUUAUUUUACUCUAGACUUUUUUUCUAAUUAAAGGGGAACAUUUUCAGAAAAAUAUUUAACCUAUCAUUACUAUUUAUGAAAUAUUCUUAUGGAGUUGUGUGGGAUCCAGUGGCCUUCUUCAAAAUAAAGAUGUUAUAGACCAGGGCUGUCAAACUCCCGGCCCAUGGGCCGGAUGCGUCACGUGCUGGCCACACCCCCACCUGGUUUAGCGAAGGGGGGGAAAGUCCCAAUACAUCACAUGACACCACCAUGACUACGUGAGUUUGACACCCCUGUUAUAGACCAUUGACUUAGAGCAAGCCAGCUUCCGUAUAUUUGUUGUAAUUAAGACUAGGUGGAAGUAUCCUAUUAGCCCCACCAUAUAGAUCAGGCCAGGAGGGCUAAAACUACUUUUCUUGAGAUUGGCUAUAAUUACAGAAUCUUACAAGUCUCAUUGUGCUGUACUUCCUCCCCGUCUAUUGUACUCCUGUGAAUUAGUGAAGUGUCUGCUUCAGCCACUUCUAAAUAUUUUUUUGUUUGUUAUGGACUUAAGGUAUGUUUUACUGCUGCUUUGGCAACAGAACUUGCAUAUCUCUGUCAAAAUCAUAUUCCUUACUCUCUACAUAUCACAUUAAUCCUCAUGGGAACCACUUUAGUGAUCUUAUUAUAUAUGGCAUAAUACUACAGAAUAUAUACAAGUAUUCCUGCCCAGAACAAGCAUGUCACAAAGAUGUAUUUAGAAAAGUGUUGUCUGAAUACUUUUCAUUUUUAUAAAAGUAAGGGAGAAAAUAUAGGAAUUGGACAAUAUUUAUCUUUAAUAUUUUAUUGUGGGAUUUUUUUUAACAUCACAUCUAGUUUUUAGGUAACAUAUAGUGAGAUUCUAAUGAAAUUGUAUAUUAAUCUAUCAGCAGUUGCCUGUGCAAAAUACUUAAGCAUCCUCCUUUUUUAAAAGUCUCACUCAUCAGGGUUGUAUUCACUUUAUAUUUGGUCACCAUUAUUGAUAUAUUUUGCAGCUGUUAAGCCUUCUAAAAAAUAAAUGGCAACAGCAGGGAAAGCCUUGAUACGGUGGUGACUGAAAUCAAUGUUAAGCUUGAUUUAUUGAAAAAGUUGAGCCAAAUUCCAAGAUGAAAUGGGAAGAAAGCAUUACAUCUUUGGCAUUCAACGUUUAGUUGAGGCCUUGUAUGAAAUGAUAGCUGCCAUUAGUUCUCUCUGAACAAAGGCUCCAUUCUGAAGCAUUCAAAAUAUUUCAGUUGUAAAUAAUAAUAGGAAGGUGAAAAUAAAUAAAACAUACAACUGAACUUACAUCCUUUGACCAGUCUGUAACUGGAUGUGUCCCUGAGUUGGAACUGAUAGAGAAAAAUUUAGUUGAGAAAUUUUAGGGAUUCAAAGCAGAACUAAAAAUUUUGAUGCAUAACUUAAUUGCAUAUACCUAGUGCAAUGUUUCUCAACCUGGAUCACUUUAAAAUGUGUGGACUUCAACUCUUAGAAUUCCCAGUCGACAAGCUGGCCCUUGAGUAGUAGUAGGGGGAAAAUUUCCAUCAUGGGAGGCUGGCCUCUCUGUAACUUGAAGCCAAACUUUUAGAACAACUUCUAGUUUGACUUGUAAUGCCUUAUGCAAACCCCACAGCAGUAUGGAAGAGAGGUAGUGAGAUCAGAUCAGAGCAAUCCAUGCACACAGAAGAGCCUCAAGGUUCUUUAGGCUGAGAAGCCUUGAGUCUCCAGCUGAUGACUCCAGUGCCUAUCAGCUACAAUCAGCAUUGUUAGUGGUUGGGAAUUAUUUAUCUUUCUAGUUCUUCUUAGAAUGAAGAGGAUAGGAAGUUAAGAACUGGUAGAAUCUUUUGACAUGAUAAAGCGCUAUCUAGUAAAUUAGGGUCUGUGUGAUAGGAUCUAAUAUUGACUUCUGCCAGUUCACUGUCCGAAAAUCUAGGUUCAUCCAAAAAAUCCAGUUUUGAGCAUUACAAGUUUUAAAGAUGAGAAAACGGAACAUUAUUUUCUGAAGAUGCUAUAACAGUGAAAAAUUUAACUGAAUAAUGUUUCCCCUUCUGGUUUGUCUCCCAGCCUCAGUAAUUCUGCAUACUUGCCUACAGUCUUUGGAGCUUCUGGUGAAUGUUAAGUCAAAGAAUAGGAAAGGUUUCUUUAUCUCCUGUCAAAUUCUAAAAGAGCUUGCUGACUUUAUUUGUAUUAACUGCAGAACUGAAGAGGAGCGGGUGGAAGUCAACAUUUCACAGAUAAGUCCACCAAGGAGUCAUUCAGUGUUUGAGCUGAGGUUUAUAAGAUCCACUUAUUAUUUUCCUCUAGAGAGACACUAGACUGCUUGAACAGAUGUCUGGAGACCCCUUGGGAUGGGCGAGAGUUUAGAAAAUGAAACUUAAUCUUGACAAGGCAAGAUUAGAGGUUGCUGAGGAUGAAAAGUAGCUAGCUGGCCAGUCUGGUUAGAUCAUUAUGUUUAGUGUUAGAUGAGGCUGCUUUUCCAGACAGGUCGAAAUGAGCACUUCGGGAAUUGUAGCUAAGUGGGGAACUUAAGGUGACUUCUAUGCCUGGAAAUAAUUUGUAUGAGCUGAAAGUGCUAUGCCAGUUGUGACACUUUCUGGAAGAAAUGAAUCUUAGCUUGACAGUUCAUGUAUUAGUGACAUUUAGAAUCAUAGGGCUGGAAGGCCUCUUGAAGGACUUCAAGAAGGACUUCCAGUCCUUCUGCCCAUGCCAAGAAACCUUAUAUCAUGCCAUACAAAUAGUUGUCCAAUCCUUUCUUGAAAACCUCCAGUGAUGGUGCACCCAUAACUGGGUGGCAAGCUGUUUCAUUGGCUAAUUGUUCUCACUAUCCAGAAGUUUCUCUUUGGUUCCAAGUUGGAUCUCUCUUUAGCAAGCUUACCCAUUGCUUUCUGGCCUAUCCUCUGAAGCUUUAGAGAAUAAGUUGACCCCCACUUCUUUGUGACAGCCCCUCAUGUAUCCGAAAACAGGUAUCAUGUCAUCCCUAAUUCUUAUUUUGGUUAAACUAGACAUAUCCUUUACAGUUCCCUUAACAGUUCCUCGUAUGAUUUAUCCUAUAGACUCCUUCUCAUCUUAAUUGCUCUUGUCUGUACUUUUACUAGGGUCUCAACAUUGUUUUUGUAUCCCGAUGACCAGAAUUGGAUUAAGUAUUUCAAGUGUGGCCUCACUAGUGCAUAUCAAGCAGUACUUUCACUUCUCAUGAUCUUGAUGUUAAUGCAGCCUAGAACUGCAGUGGCUUUUUUGGCAGCUGCAGCACACUACUGGAACAUACUUAAGUGGUGAUUCACUAGGACACCUAGAUCCAUCUCAUGGUUAAUGAUAUAGAAUAGCCAGGUAUUGUCUAUUUUAUAUUUGUGCAUUUGAUAUUUCCUGCCUAGGUGCAAAACCUUACUUUUCUCACCACUGAACAACAUCUUGUUGGAUAAGACCCAAUGCUGUGAGGCGCUGUGAAGAUCCUUCUGACAAUUUCUAUCUUCCAAAGUGUUAGCAAUUCGUCCCAGCUUGAUAUCAUCUGCAAAUUAGAUGAACUCUCCCUCUAUCCCCUCAUCUAGAUCAUUUAUGAAAAUGUUGAAGAGCACUGAACCCAGAUAGAACCUUGAGGUACCACAGAGCAUGCUUCCCUCCAAGUAGAUAUAGUUGCGUUGAGGACUACAUAUUGAGGGCAGUUGAUCAGCCAACUGUGAGUUCAUCUGGUGGUAGUACUGUCUAUCCCACGUUGUUCUAUCUUAGAACUAUUCUAAGAAGUAGAUUAUGGUCUUUUGUGUCAAAUGCUUUACUGAGGUCUAAGAAUAUUAUACAGCAUUUCCCUGAUACACAAACUUACUGACUUUAUCAAAGAAGAGAAUAAGUUUGUCUUGCAAACUUAACAAACCUAUGCUGGUUUCUGGUAAUGGCUUGUUUAUUUCUAGAUGCUCUCAAACCUACUGCUUGAUUAUCUUUUCCAGGAUUUUCCCAGGCAUUGAUGUCAAGCUGAUUGGUCUGUACUUUUCUGGAUCUACUCCCCCCCGCCUUUUGUAGAUUGGAACCACAUCAGUUCCCCCCCCUGCCCUCCCCCCCCGUUCUCUGGGUAGUUCCCCUGUACUCUAGGAAUUGUGAAAGAUUUUGCUCUGUAGUUCCAGGAUCACAUCUUCCAGCUCCUUCACAAUCCUGGGAUGUAAACCUUAUAGCCUUGGCGAUUUGAACUCAUCUAGGUGUUUUCUUACCAAUUUCAUGCAUACUUUGACCUUCAUUCCUGUUCUGUCUCCCACGGUGCUGCUUUUGGUAGGUUGGAUCAUUUUUUCUGUUGCAUGACAGAUGCAAAAAAGGAAUUAAGAAGUCCUACUUUCUCCCUGCUGUCACCUUCUUGCCAUCUCCUGUCUCUGGGGCUGCCUUUGUAUAUUGAAAACAUGCAGGUUAUGGCCAUUCAGCUGUCCUGGGAGUUGAAUGGUGAACAGUGCAUUUGUCAGUAUGUUUCUGAGACCAGUUUUAGGUCUGAAUAUAACCAUUAAAGCCUUAAAUGGCUUGGCCUCAAAUUACUUGAAAGCCUGCCUCCAUGUGUAUCAACUCAUCACACUCUCAGUACAUCCACAUAGGGCAGGGCCUUUAGAAGAGUGGUCUUGACCUUUCCAAUGAGUUUCCAUUAGGGAAUCCUCAGGCCUUUUAAUUGCAUAUAUUCAAGAUAGUGCUGAAAAUAAUUUAUUUUGCUGGCUUUCACUUUUGAGGCCUGGUGAUUUAAUCUGUAAUCAGUGGUAUUUGAUUAUGUUUGUGUAGUAGAUGUGUAUCUUGUAUGCCAUCAUGGAAGGGCUUUGUCCUAUUAAAAUAGUGUUAAUGUUUUUAAAUAGUUCAACAGUAGCUGGGGGACUAAAGUUCUGUACUGUUCUACGUCUUCUGUUGGGGGUUCCUUUUGCCUGACAAAUAACAUAUACGUCUCACAAAACUGGCAACAGUGAUGGACUAAACUUCAAUUCAUGACCCAUCCAUGCAAAUAAGCAGAACUAAGCUACAACCAAAGUAUCUUGAAUAGGUACGACUAAACAUGUUAAAGUAUAAUCGUGAAGGAGUUUAUAGGUAGUUGCAUUUUGUUAAUGCUAGGUGACUUCCCGUAAAGCAUUAAGUAGUAAAUAUUAAAAGAUUGAGUUGCAGCUGCUUUAUAGUGAUUAGGGUGGUGUUGAACUCAUACAGAAUGCUUUUCAUUUAUAAAUGAGCUUACUAAGGUAAAUGUUGCCUAUCCUUACUCUGGACAGCACGCAGCAACAAGGUGUAUUCCUCUCCACCACUUUCAGCCUGAAGAUGCAGCUUAAAGACUGGUGCUAGGGUGAAUCAAAUAUUUGACAUAUCCCCCACUAAGGCUUCAUCCUAUAAAAUUGUGGGCUCGUCACUGAUACACUCUAUUUAGCUGUGUGAAUUUGUGCGCUUACAGGUAGUCAACUUAACCAUUCACUUAGCGACCUUCAAAGUCGCUGAAAAAAUUGACUUAUGACCAAUCCCUACAUGACCGUCAUAGGGCUCCAUGAUCAUGUCAUCAAAAUUCUGGUGCUUGGCAACUGGCAUUGUAUGUAUUUACAUACGGUUGCAGUUAUCAUAUGAUCGUCAUUUGUGACCUUCCCAGCCAGCUUCUGAUAAGUGUAGUCAUUGUGUGAAGGCAGAUUUGCUUAAUGACUGGGUGAUACACUUAAUGACCAUAGCAAAAAAACCUGGCAUAAAACCAGGCAUAAUUCACUUGACCACUGCAAUUAGCAGCGGAAGUACUGGUCCCAAUUAUAGUAAUAAGUUGUGGACUAUCUGUGUUUGGAAUCAUCAGUUGUAGAAGUGAUGAAAGCAACUGUACAGUGUUGUGAGAAAAGAAUACAAUCCUGAGGUGGGACUGAGACUUGAGAAGAAUUGAAAACUUCUCCCUAAGCCCUGAACGGAAGGGAAGAGGUCAUGUUUGCUGUAGCAGGGCAGAACUAAAAAAAAUAUAGAACAAUUUAUGGGAAAUGCUACAGCAGAAUGAUGUUACUAUAGUGUUCUCUUCUCAUAUGCACUGAUAUUUUUAAUUUAUGCAUAAUUGCUGCUAUCCAGACCCAACAUAUAGUAUUUAAAUUAGUUUGCACAAUACUUGUCAGUAUUAGAUCUGUUUUAUGAUCACAUAGCAACAAUAUUUGCUGAAAGCCUUAGCUGAAGUUCUGCCCUUCCAAAUCUUGUGACUGGUUGGUUAUGUCUCUGUGUUGUGAUAUCCAUUUUCAAUGUUUAUACACUGGAUAAUGUACAAAGCAUCAGUGUCUUUAUUCUUCAGGCUCCAAUUAGCCUGGCUGUUACUUUUGUAUCACAAAUCAAUAGAUAUGAUAGCAUCUAAUGUGAUCACCCACUAAUUCUACAUCACUAAUUCUUGAAAUCCUGAUUCCUGCUGUCUUGAAAGCAGUUUUUGCAUACAGGUCAAUAUGUGCAUAUUCUUGUAACGGGGGAGCUGCUUUUGAUGAACAAUCCAGCAGUUCUCAGAGGCUGGUGAAUGCAAAAGAAAUGUACAGUUGUGAUUGUGUGUGCCAUUACUGAUUUCUUACUAAGAAACUUCUAGUCACUGAAGAGGUCCCUAGAACGUAGUUCAUGCCUGCCUUAUGUUAAGGACAGGUUGGCCAUAAAACAAAUCAAGAGUUAGCUUUAGGGCUCUGUGCAGAAAUAUACUUUAUCUUGAAAAUGUGUGCAAGGAAUUUCCAGUGCAGUUCUUUUGUCACAGACUGCUGGACCUAUCCUGUUAAUUGGCCAGAAAGUGAUUUUAGCUAGGCUCCUUAGGGAAAUCUGAAUGAAGCAUGAUCUCAGCAACAGAUGUCUUAUUAUCUACAAACCACUCUUGGCAUGAUAUGCUAACCACCUGCCUCAAACAAUUCUGAUUGCUUGUAGUGUAGAGAUCCUCCAAUUUUGUCAGAUGGUUCCAAAGGAAAUGAGGGCAUUGCUUUUAAGACAAUCAGUAUUUAUCACAUUUUAGCAGUUAAUUUUGUUUUCAUGUCUGUUGUCAUGACAGCAAAGUACAGUUUUGUUUCUUUAUGGAUGAUCAUGUUUGUGUAUCUUUUGUGAACCACCCCCACCUCCUGGUUCUGUGUUCUUAUACCACUGAUACUGAACCUGUAUAGAUUUAGUUCUUGUUAUCCUUCAAUUUUGUAUUCCUUAUCCCAAUUCUUGUUCAGAAUUAAAGUUUGUUUCUGCAUAUUUUUUAA
This is a messenger RNA of Pantherophis guttatus, 11309 nucleotides long. RefSeq names its product vasohibin 1 (gene VASH1). Gene Ontology annotation, cellular component: cytoplasm. Gene Ontology annotation, biological process: regulation of angiogenesis. Lineage: Eukaryota; Metazoa; Chordata; Lepidosauria; Squamata; Colubridae. The record is from RefSeq and is a predicted model, not a curated record.